Messenger RNA from Culex pipiens pallens (northern house mosquito), 1213 nucleotides. Its product is annotated as zinc metalloproteinase nas-14-like. NCBI's taxonomy places the organism in Eukaryota, Metazoa, Arthropoda, Insecta, Diptera, Culicidae. Gene Ontology annotation, molecular function: metalloendopeptidase activity; zinc ion binding. Bases 92 to 877 code for a protein of 261 amino acids. The record is from RefSeq and is a predicted model, not a curated record. Gene Ontology annotation, biological process: proteolysis. The transcript has a single exon.
UGAGCCGUUUGAUAAACGUUGUACAAAAUACCCACCGACGCACAUUUUGCACACAGUUGUUAUCGGAAAAAGCUCACUCAUAAAUUAGCAUAUGUUUUACGCGCGCCGCGUACAAAUAGACCAGGUUGCACGCGUCGUCGUCUUUCAAGAAGCCAUGUUCCUCGCGUUGGUCCUCAUAACGUUUGCCGUAGUUCGCUGCGAUUCUUCCUUUUACGAGUCCUACUUCAACGAACCAGUUGCACCGAAUUCCCAAACCAGAAACGCCCUCCGCUUGGCCGCCUACAAAUGGCCCAACGGAAUCGUUCCGUUCACGUUCGAUCCGGGCUGUGACCAACGCUACCGUACGGCCGUCCUGAACGCCAUCAGCGUGCUCGAGCAGGCCGCCAGCUGCGUUCACUUUAUCCCCAAAACCGACGACCAAACGGAGCACAUUCGAUUCGUGCGUUCGAAUUCCGGCUGUGGCUCUUCGAUAGGAUAUCGCGCUGGGCAGCGGGAACCGUUGGACGUUCUGCUGGACGAUUUCUGUCUGGGGUUGGCCGGAGCCGUUCAGCACGAACUGCUGCACGUGCUAGGACUGUUUCACGAGCACACGCGACCCGACCGUGACGAGUACGUUGAAGUGCUGUGGGACAACAUCGAGCCGGAGUUUCGACGGAACUUUGCACGGGGUACGGAGGACUACAUGGAGACGUUUGGGCUGCCGUACGAUUACGGCAGUGUGAUGCACUAUCCGACGUUUGCGUUUGCGCGACCGGGAACGAGCGUGACGAUGGUUUCGAGGCAGAAUCGGAGUGCUGAGUUGGGACAAACGGAGGGAGCUAGUGAGUUGGACUUGGAGAAGGUGCGGCGGAUGUACGAUUGUCCGCGGAGGAAGUGAUAUCUUGGUUGAGACAAAGAGCAAACAUGGUUGUUUUACAAUACUUUUAGAAGGAAUGUUGUAGUAACAAUAAAUUAUAUAUUGAGUAAUGAUUAAAUAUGAAAAUAUAGAACAUGAGAAAAAAAAAUAUCGAUUCACUUUUUAAAAAGUCCAUAAACUAAUACGCAUCGCAAGUGAAAAUUCUAGUACGGUUCUACGCGUCAACCGGAAAUGGCAUUCCUACAGUCUUGAUUUCAUCUUUUCCAGCAGCAGCUGGAGACAGUGCUUUUGAGACUUGAGCUGUGUUACCUCGGCCAGGUGUUCCGUGUAGGACAGGAUGUUUUGCUGAAACAAAAA